AUGGAAGACACUCAAGGGUUCCGCUUCCUCGAUCUACCCAAGGAAAUUCGCCUGGAAAUAUACGACCUUUUCCCUGCCGAGACCCGUCGCUACACGGUGCAAAAACCAAAUAGGCCAUCCAUCACACCCUUCACCCUAGUCUUGGAACGCAUCCCUUGUAUGGCACUACUCACUACCUGUCGCCAAACAUUCCACGAAGUCUCUGCCAUGCUAGGGUCAAGAUUAGAUGGCCAACCACUUCGUAUCUUCGCCGAUGCGGGAGACUUGUGCCACACGGUCCUCAACGUUAUAUCGCGUUAUGCUUCACCUGACUUCCAAGACGAGCCCUGGGCAAUACGCAUUAAACGCUAUAGUGCUAGUCGCCAAAGUGGCCCCGACAAUCAGGAUGUGCCCGAAGUCCCGCCUCAGGCUCUACAUCACAGUAUGACGGCAACUGGCUCGAGGCUAGAAGUCGAGAUAGUUCUUGAGCUUGGCGAUGUACCUGGACAGACUCCCCGAAACUUGCGGCUCAUGAGAGAUUAUAUACGCAUAUUCUACGAGUGCGUUGUGGACAUCGGAUGGUCGUACGGUUUUGCCUACGACCCCGUCAAUAUCACAAUCCGGCCCAAGCUGACAGCAGACAUGAGUGAGAAAACAAUCAGCGAUGAGUAUCGAUUCCACUUCGAGCAAUACCAAAAGAAGUUUGGGCUUGGUAAGAGGUGGACUUGUCAGUUCGGUAAGGGCAUGACCGAGAGGGAGUGGCAACGCAACUGGGAGGAAGGCAAGCACUUUGGAAAGUUGAAGCAGAUCUAG
This is a messenger RNA of Alternaria triticimaculans, 792 nucleotides long. RefSeq lists its product as uncharacterized. Lineage: Eukaryota; Fungi; Ascomycota; Dothideomycetes; Pleosporales; Pleosporaceae. The transcript has a single exon. The record is from RefSeq and is a predicted model, not a curated record. The coding region runs from base 1 to 792 and encodes 263 amino acids.